AUCACGUGACUUCCGCGGUAAGCGGGAAAAUUGACAACAACAAUGGCGCAAGCACGAGUAACAGAGUUUUAUGCAACCAAGAAAAGAAAUGGAGAUGCACAGCCAUCUAAGCGUAGAAAGUUGCAAAUUAAUGCAGAGGUUUCAGAAACUAUUCAGAGUGAACCAAAGAGCACAAGAUCAACGCGAUCGUCCACCAGAGGUAAAGGAAUUUCUACACCUGUAUCUGCCGAACCAGAAAAUGUUUUGUUUACACUUUCUCUGCCCGAUGCAAGCGCAAAAUCAACAACAACAAAAGGUGUAAAGCAGAGAACCAGGAAAAUUAAGCAAAUCAAGGGACAGCAAUCAAUAACUGAUGCGUUAAGAUCGAGAUCGCCGUCUCCAGCUUCAAGUUCGGCUAGUGAAGAAAUAACAUCUGCCUGGGACGAACAUGACGGUCCACUGACGCCAUCAAAGAAAUCUAAACAGAACAAUGAGGGCGAAACAAAGGGAAAGACCCAGGCCUCGAGAAAGCGUACCCGACAAAGCAAGGUAAAACAGGACCUGAAGACGCCCCUUAAAGAAGAAAAGGAGGAGACAGUCAAGGCACCAAGGUCCAGAAAGAAGCUGCAGUUACGUAGCGAUGUCAUUGCAUCUAGUGAAAGCGAAAACUCUGAAAAUGAGUUGCGAGAACCAGAAGUGCACUCAGAAAAACAGAAAUAUCGUGAAGUCCUGGACCUGCCACCCCUGGCCAUUUCCCCCCUCCCCGACACCCCUGAAGUUGUGAGACAGCAGAUGGAGAAAGGUCCGAAGGUCCCCACAUCCAACAAGGUCCAGGCAGCCAUGGAGAAACUGAAGGAGCUCAAUAAAGAAGGCACAGCAAUGGAGAAGGUAUCCAAAUCUGAGGUGACAGAAAAGCUGAAAAAAUGUGGUAAAUUAGAGGAAUUGAAAGCUCAGCUAUUACAGUUAAAUGAGGCUAAAAAGGAAAUGAAAAAGAUAAAGGAGUCAAAAACAAAACCUAAAGCAUUACCUGUAGUCACCAAAGCAAAGGCCCCAGAACUCAGUAAAUUUGAGGCAAUAGAAGUGAAGGUGGAAGCAAAGGAGGAGUUGGAACCGGCAAGUGACCAGAAGGCCCCAGCCUAUGAGAGGUUCCACCAUCUGGCCACCCCCGCCCCUCCCUCACUGUCCCUCCCCUACAAGUACAAGUUACUGGAGGACAUGUUCCGCAGCAUGGACACAGUGGUCAGCAUGUUACAUAAUCGCUCAGAAAUCUGCACCUUCUCCAAACUCAAGACAGCCGUUCAGGAGAUGACCAAAAGGAACUUUGAGCAGAAGAAUGUUGGUCAGAUAAAGACUGUAUAUCCUGAGGCCUACACCUUCAGACAGGAGAAAGGACUUCCUGCCUUUGGAGGAAAGUCACAUGACUAUCAGCUGACUGUAGAACCAAACUUCAAUGAUGAGUCCGAGAAUAAGUUAACAACAAAGUCAGGUAGACCCUGUUUUGCUGCUAAAGACAUUCUUCAGAGGAAAACCACAUUCCACAACAAGUUAAUCUCAAUUGUCAUGAAACACCAUAAGAAAUUUCUGUCCUCUCUAUCUCGACCCCUUUCUGUCCCUGAAGACAAAAUUACAAGGUGGCAUCCAAAGUUUUCCCUGGAUGAGGUGCCAGAUAUUCCUGUUGACAGCCUGCCAGAAGCUCCGUAUGUGAAGAAGUACCAGUCAGCUCUAGACGUCCUAGAGGAUAACAAAGCCAGGCUCCCAGACAGGGUAAAGAAGGCCCUUAAUUCAGUAGCCAUGGAAAACGUGAAAAAGGAGUCCAAAAACUCACCAGAGCCAUCAGCAGCUAAGAAUUUACCUCAGCUGCAGGGAGUUCCUCAGUCCCUGUUGGAGAAGAUUCGAGCUCGAGAAGCUAAGAAACAGGAGCUUGAGAUGAUGCGUGACCCCGUGGAGGACAAAAGGUCACUGAUGAUCCAUCGUCUUCCAGAGAUGAUGAGAAUCCUCAGGGCCCACUUUGUGACGGAAAAGAAACCAGCUCUUACAAUGGAAAAUAUAGUACAGAAACUAACCGACAGCUACAAGACAACUAUACAAGCUGCUGAUGUUGAGUCUCAUGUCAAACUUCUGAUAGAACUUGUACCAGAAUGGCUGACAGUGGUGGAGAUCAAAAAGGGCAAAUACGUCAAGAUGGACAGGAAUAUAGAACUGGGAAGUCUACAGUCCAAAGUAUUAAACAUGGUCAAAUCUUAACUUGUAUAUCUUGUAAAUAGGAUCUGUAAAUGCAUGUGUAACGCUGCAUCUCAUUGCCAAAUAUUUAUGAGUUUGUUUCAAAUUUUUGUUUGUAUUGAAGACAAGGAUUUUUAAAGCAUGUUUUUUUCUCAUGGGUUGUUUUAUCAAAGAAGCAAAUUUUUAGGAAUUUUUUAUACAUUAAUUUAUAUUUAAGUUCAAUUUUUUGAAACCAUGUGAACAUUUUAAAAAGUAGCAUGAUAUAAUGUUUUAAUUUCUCUUUUAUACAUCUAUUUCUAUUAUUCUGUGAAGAAGUCUUGUUGAUUAGUUGCAUGUUUGUGUAAUACCACUGAAUAAUGGUUAAAAUGUUUUGGAUUUUAGAUUCUUUGUACAUCAAGAUUUGAUGGUAGAAUUUUUUGUUG
This is a messenger RNA of Saccostrea cuccullata (small rock oyster), 2621 nucleotides long. RefSeq names its product DNA replication factor Cdt1-like. The transcript is spliced from 10 exons. Gene Ontology annotation, cellular component: nucleus. The record is from RefSeq and is a predicted model, not a curated record. NCBI's taxonomy places the organism in Eukaryota, Metazoa, Mollusca, Bivalvia, Ostreida, Ostreidae. The coding region runs from base 43 to 2223 and encodes 726 amino acids. Gene Ontology annotation, molecular function: DNA polymerase binding; DNA binding. Gene Ontology annotation, biological process: DNA replication checkpoint signaling; DNA replication preinitiation complex assembly; mitotic cell cycle.